UAGUGAUCCAAAAUGGCGGCUCCCUUGUGGCCUUAGAAGCAACGUGAUUUUCCACGUUUAUACUUAUUAUAUAUUUAUAUAUAUAUCUGUUAUCUGAUUCAGUGUGCGGCAGGAGGAAGCUGUGUGGUUUUGAGUUUCAGACGUUCUCAGCGCUCUGCCAUGGCGUUGUUUAAGCCCACGAAGGUCCUCACGUACCCUAAACUGGGAGAACGUGUGACUGAGGAGACACUGUACUGGAAAAACUACAAGGCUCCAGUGCAGAUAAAGGAGUUUGGUGCUGUCACAAAAAUUGAGUUUUCUCCUCAACCACCUCACAAUUAUGUGGUGACGGCGUCCACCAGGAUUCAGGUGUACGGCGCUCACUCUCAGGAGCCGAUACGCACUUAUAGUCGCUUCCGUGACACGGCGUAUGGCGGGAGUUUCCGUGGCGAUGGAAAACUCCUAGUGGCCGGAAGUGAAGAAGGUCUCAUUCGCCUGUUCGACAUUGGAGGCAGAGUCGCACUCCGUCAGUUCACUGGACAUUCCAAGGCAGUACACGUCACCUCCUUCCUGUCUGAUGGUUAUCGUGUGUUAUCGGGUUCUGAUGAUUUGUCGUGUCGUGUUUGGGACGUAGCGAGUGGAUCAGAACUCGGCUCUUACACUGAACACACUGAUUACAUUCGAUCUGCGGCUGCCAGCAGACUGAACCCCGACGUCUUCAUCACCGGUUCCUACGACCACACAGUGAAGGUGUGUGAUGUUCGGUUAGGGGGCAGUGUGAUGACGCUUCAGCACGGACAUCCUGUCGAGUGUGUGCUGCUUUACCCCUCUGAGGCUUUACUGGUGUCCACAGGAGGUCGGUAUGUAAAAGUGUGGGAUUUGUUGAAAGGAGGUCAGCCGCUCGUCUCUCUGAAGAAUCACCACAAAACUGUCACGUGUGCGUGUCUGAGCUCCACGGACAACCGACUGCUCACGGGCUCGCUCGACAGGCAUGUGAAGGUUUAUAACUCCUCCUACAAAGUCGUCCAUAGUUUUGAUUACGCAGCGUCGAUCCUCAGCCUCGACCUCGCUCCGGAUGAUGAGAUGGUUGCUGUUGGAAUGGCAAAUGGUGUGUUGAGUGUCAGACAUAGGAAACACAAUGAAGACAAACAGGAAGUGGUCAGCAGGAGGAGACGAGGUCCUGCAUACCGAGUCUUUGUCAAGGGGAAGAACUACGUCCCUAAACAGGAUGAUUUCCUGGUGAGUAAAACAGUGAAACAACAUCUACAGAAACACGACCGACUGCUGAAGAGCUUUAGGGUGUCUAAAGCACUGGAUACGGCACUGGAGACAUGGAGGCGGGUCAAUAAGCCGGAAGUGACCGUAGCGGUGAUGAUUGAACUGAACCGCAGAGGAACGCUGAGGAACGCUCUAGCAGGUCGAGAUGAACAGAGUUUAACCACACUGCUUAACUUCCUGCUCAAGAAUGUAACAGAUUCACGUUUCUCCCAUGUGCUGCUCAUGGUGGCAGAUGUGAUUGUCGAUCUGUAUCAGCAGGUGGUCCCUCAGUCUCCUGUAGUUGAGCGCCUGCUGCAGCGUCUGAUGGAGCUUCUGGGACGUGAAGCAGAACUUCAGCAGGAGUUGCUGCAGGUUUUGGGAAUCCUCGACACACUUUUUGCCUCUCUGACCCCGAGGAAAGAGGCCACGCCCCCUGUGGGCCCUCUCGCCAUUCAGGGGCCCAUCUGAGGUGUGUUUACUCCACAGCCUCACUGCAGCCACACAUUCAGACGAUUGUGAAGAUCUGCUGCGUCACUCACACCAUCACGUUACUGCCCAUGUUUUAUAUGUCCAUAAAGUUCUAAUAGAUUCUUGCGAAUAAACCUUGUGUUUUCUCUCCAUUUGUGUGUGUGAACUUUAUUCUUUUACUGUUUAUGAAAAACAAAAACCUUUUUUAAUAGUAAACAAAAUGUUUGAAGAAUUGUAAUAAAAAUAUAAUACUGUAAAGUAAAUAAUUAAUGUGAAUGUGUAAAAGUUUGUGCCCCCCAGGGUUUUAGAUUUAUUAUUACACAGUAAUGAAAUCAUACCCGUCACUGACGGAGCAGUGAAUCUCAUUUACACACACACACUUAUUCCUGCUGAACACUGAACACUUCACAAGAGUAAAAUAAUGAAGAAUAAAUUAUUUCUAUUUUAAUUCUAGAUUCAGACAAAAUAAAUAGUGAAACACGUAAAAAUGUAUUUACUUUUUAAUUUGAUAUUUUUUACUUAUAUAUUUUUUGUUGCAUUUUGUUAUUAAAUGUUAAAAGUCCUCAGGUUAUAAUAAAUUAUUAGAAUUGUUUGAUAUUUGAAUUUUGCAGUAAAAUGUUAAUAACAGAUCAAUAACUGAGGUUUUAAUGAAUAUUUCUGUAUGAUGUUUGUACUUUUUGCUACAGUUUGGAGUUUUUCUCAAGUGUAUAAAGCGAACUUGUGUGUGUUUGUGUGAUUAGUGUGUUACGCGUUUUGACCUUUGACCUAAAUAAACAGCAAAAUUCUCCUGA
This is a messenger RNA of Tachysurus vachellii, 2495 nucleotides long. RefSeq names its product UTP15 small subunit processome component (gene utp15). The record is from RefSeq and is a predicted model, not a curated record. Gene Ontology annotation, biological process: rRNA processing; positive regulation of transcription by RNA polymerase I. The transcript is spliced from 13 exons. Gene Ontology annotation, molecular function: protein binding. Gene Ontology annotation, cellular component: nucleolus. NCBI's taxonomy places the organism in Eukaryota, Metazoa, Chordata, Actinopteri, Siluriformes, Bagridae. The coding region runs from base 160 to 1704 and encodes 514 amino acids.